Ceraceosorus bombacis is the source of this 1836-nucleotide messenger RNA. The record is from the annotation of a GenBank genome assembly. NCBI's taxonomy places the organism in Eukaryota, Fungi, Basidiomycota, Exobasidiomycetes, Ceraceosorales, Ceraceosoraceae.
AUGUCAUACGACCGUCGACCUCCUUACCCGCCUGCCAGAGGCGGCAGAGGCGAUCCGUACGACAGACCGCCAGCUCCCAGAACGGUGAGUAUAUACCAUUUGUCAUCGUCACCCCAUGCGCUGCGUGGGCCGCAAGUCAACAUCACAACGCACACGUCAUGCGACAUCCUUGCUGAAGUCAGCCCAACAUGCGCGCAUACAGGUACUCUUCGUUGCCAAUUUCCCACCAGACAUGCCGGCAAGAGAGUUGGCGUACGAGUUUGAGAGAAUAGGUCCACUGGUGCGAUGCGACAUUCCUGCACCAAAGGGAGCAGGAGCCAGAACGUGAGUCUCCUUCUCUCAACGAAGCGAUGCGACGAAUUACGCCGUGAUUAGCGGGGCGGAUCGGUACGUCAAGAUGUUCCUCUCGCUUCUACGCUCCACCAUGCUGUGUGCGUGCGCAGCGAGCGACUUUCAACAGCUUCGCAAGCGCUACCGACGCGAAGUACGAUGCACUGCUUCUUGCACGCGAGAGGAAAUAUACGCGCAGACCUAGCGAUGAAGGUCGUCGCGUUGAUGCUUCGUCAGGCCGCAAGUCGCACGAGGUUGGCAGCCGUGAGAUUGACUCAAGAAGGGGAGGCGUUCGCUCAGCUGCGUGCCUGUUUACCUUGGGGUCGCCACCCACCGCGCGCAUUCCAUAGGAGCCUCUCGCUGCAAGUCAAAGGCGACUUUGUGCGAAAAGUCUCUCUGACGCAAUGCCGCCGUCGUACCCCCGAUCUUGCCUACCGUCGCGAUAUACAUGCAACAACAAUACCACAGCGCAUUCGCCUUUGUGGAGUACCAAGAUGCUAGAGACGCCUACGUGAGUCAACGGCCCGACAGCGCAGCUUGCAUGUCAUUCACACUACGCAACCUGACGGGUUACGGCGACUAUUCUACUCUCCUUCCUCCUCCGUCGACGCGGGCGUCUUGUCCACCUCUCGCGAUUGGUGCACGUCAAUCACAAUCAGGCUGCGCACGAGGAGCUCCAUGGCAUUCAAUUUGGACGCUACACUGUGUCGAUCCAAUUUGCUAAGGUGAGCUAGCUGCUCCUUCUCGGCGAAUCUCCAACGCCCACGUCUUGCCGAGAUGCGUGGCUUGCAUUUAUCUCAUCGCACUGCAGAGAUGCGGGGCGCCGAGACUGGAUGUAUACGCUAUACGUGGGCAGACGUGCCCGCCGCGGAUUCUUGUGUAGCAUAUGCAUGGCUGCUGAUACGUGAUUCCCUUUCGCCUCUGCUUUCUCUCCUCUCUUCCUGAUGGCUCUCCCAUCGCGAUCCGUUACGAUGUGCGGGCCGGUUUCUGAAGAAUGCACCCUCGGCGCAAUGGCGCUUCGACGAGCCUGGGGCACCGCCGCCGCCUGGACCGUCGCGUCGUGGACCACCACCACCCGAAGCCCCGUACGACAGUCGUCGAGACUUUCCGGACCGCCGGAGAGACGACAGACCACCGGCAAGGGAGGAGCCUUACGCUCGAGGCUACAGGGAUGAGGAGCAUCCUCGUCGCAGGGACUACGCUAACGGGUCUGACAGACCACCUCGGCUUGAUCGCGAGGCGGACAGAAACGGCCGCGACCGCAGGGGAAGAUACGAAGAGGAUGACCGUCGACGCGAGAGAAGCCCAGCAAGGGAGGACAGGCGAGGAAACACUCGCAGCCCUGCUCGCGAGCGCCGUGAGGAAUAUGUCGAGCCAUCAGUGAGUUUAUUGCGAGUCCUUAUAGGUCUUCAGGACUAGGCUGAGGGACGAAAUGCCCUCGAUCUUGAACAGACGUCUUCCCGGUCAGCGCCAAAGGAGGAUGAUGCUGCCCUGUACGAUGAUUGA